Messenger RNA from Coniophora puteana RWD-64-598 SS2, 1038 nucleotides. RefSeq names its product ADP-ribosylation. The coding region runs from base 45 to 998 and encodes 317 amino acids. Gene Ontology annotation, molecular function: NAD+ poly-ADP-ribosyltransferase activity. Lineage: Eukaryota; Fungi; Basidiomycota; Agaricomycetes; Boletales; Coniophoraceae. The record is from RefSeq and is a predicted model, not a curated record. The transcript is spliced from 9 exons.
CGUCUCUUUCUCUGUUUUCUGAUCCGCCCGCUCCUACACAUAGCAUGGUCACUGCAAAUCACGUAUCCCAGCUAUGCAUUCAUUGCCAUCAGAAACCGAGAUACAAAGAUGGAAACACCACCCAUCCGUACUGCAGUAAAACAUGCGCGAAAGCAGACAGCAAGCUCUGUACAGUUUGCCAUGCUAGACCCAAGUUCGGAAAUCACAACUAUUGCGGCAAGACAUGUGCUCAUAAAGCCAGUUCAAAUGGCGGAUCGAAACAUCCGGUCAAGGACGAGUGUCUGAUGCGCUGCGGAAAGCCUUGCUGCGGCAAGUUUCACUUCUGCGGCAAGAAAUGUGCGACAGAGGCGGAGAAGAAGGCUCCGACGCUUCUCGAGAUCCCCAAGGACCACGCGGCAUAUAAGAGUGUCAGUCACCAAUUCCAAGCUACCUGGAAACACGGCACACCAUGCCCCGCUGUGCAAAGAAUAUACCACGUCGUUUCCACAAGCUCCGCUGGUAAGAAGUAUAAGGAUUAUCGCGCCGCGGUAGAGGGCAGAGGAAAAUUCACACAGAAAGGUAUGGCCGAGGGGAAUGAAUCGCGUCGUUGGCACGGCACAAGGCGGGCGUGUAAGCUAGGGGAUAACGGACACACUACACUUUGCACCAGCGCCAACUGUUCUCUUUGUGCCAUUUUGCGCACAUCGUACAUGAUCAAAUUCGUGGGCUCGAAUACUGGCUGGGGAAGGUUUGGUCGCGGGAUUUACACGUCUUCAACGUCCUCUAAGUCGAACGACUAUGUAAAGAACGCUACAGCAUCUACUUCAAAGGCAAUGCUCCUCAACAAGGUCGUAGUUGGCAAGGGAUACAAGACCCACACCGACCAACCCUCGCUCACAGCACCUCCCGCAGGACAUGACUCGGUCCUAGCAGAGCCAGGAAUGUCUCUGAACUACGACGAGCUGGUGGUCUACCAGGAAGAGGCAAUUCGACCCGCGUACCUGGUUGUUUACGCCUGAGCGGAGAUCACAAUAUUUGGCACACGAACUUCGAAGGUCG